AUGAUGACCUCCCUAGCGGCCGACACCCUCGCGCAGGUGAGGCAAGUGGCGUUCGUGGCGACCGGAGUGCUGGGCGUCCCGUGCCAGUAUUUGCGAAUCAGCCGCGCGUGGGGCAGGGACCGGGGCCAGCCACUGACCACCACACCUGUUGGAGGAUCGCCUUGUGGUUUCACAGAUGAGGCACGUAGUGACAUCAAGCGCCCAUUGGCGCGCCAGUGGACGGCAGCAGAUUCGACGCAGCCGGGGCCCUUUGCGGCCGUUCCAGAGGGGAGCCGUGGUCGCGGGGACAUUCGAAGCGACGGAGACACACAGUCGGCGACCGGAGUUUGGCUUGCACGAUCUCGUUUAGCAGCGACAGACGCCUCCGUGGGUUUCCAACCUGUUCGCCCUACACAGUGCGAGUCAAGGAGUCAUACACGACAAGGCAGGCAUUCCAGGCGCGUAGCGUCGUCGCCCUCUCCUCCGCUUUGCAGGAAAGGCGAACGCAGGAGUCGAGAGGAGGCUGCGUCGGCCCUGCCGGCCACAGCCAAGCGGCACCGCGGGCCUGACUCGUUCCCGCCCCCCCCCCUCGACGCUCCGCGAGCCCCGCCUCUGUACUACACAGAAGGCGUGCAUGGCUUCUCGAGGCUGCGCACACGAGCACACCUCCCAGUCCUAUCGCCGAUUGUGGGAAGUCCCUUGAGCCCCUCUUGGUCUGCACGGGGCUCAUCCCCGCCUUCGAAAACGACGCCGGCGAGCGCUCGGCCGCCCAGCCCAGCUAGCCCCCGAAUCCCCCCUGCGGGGGUCGUCCGGUCCCCACCUCUGCCGGGCUCCCCACCGCCGAAUCCACCCUUCCUUUUCACCCCAGUCUUGCAGGUCAGUGGCGGGUACGUCCCGCAGACAGGGGGGCCCCUCAAGCGGAAACGGUCGCAGGAGAGAGGUGACUCGCCCGAAUUCGGCGAACCUUGUCGCAAGGUCUGGGGCUCGCCGUGGGUCUCUUGGCGCAAAGGGGAACCCGUGCUGCCGCCGUCGCCGGGGGCACUUUGGUCUCCAUCGGGCUCUCCUGAGGGUCUACAAUCCGAUAGUGAUUAG
Besnoitia besnoiti is the source of this 1071-nucleotide messenger RNA. RefSeq names its product Sodium:neurotransmitter symporter family protein. The record is from RefSeq and is a predicted model, not a curated record. NCBI's taxonomy places the organism in Eukaryota, Apicomplexa, Conoidasida, Eucoccidiorida, Sarcocystidae. The coding region runs from base 1 to 1071 and encodes 356 amino acids. The transcript has 2 exons.